AUGGCGUUAUUGUGUAACACCGAUUCUAUGGGCAAUUUCAUGAACAGCACCUCCGUUUCCAACGCUGUCAUCUAUGAUGAUCUCGAAGACUACGUCAUCAAGACCUCAAACACCUCCAACGUUGUCUCCUUCAGCCCCUUGUUCAAUAAUGGCAAAUCUGGAAUUAUUGCUAGCAGAGUGUCUUAGGUUCUUAAGAACAUGCAACCCGGUAAAUGUUUCAAUAGCCUCUCCGAACCCGUCGAAGCCGGCCUUUUGUACAGAUACGACAACUCCCACGGAAACAACCAAGUUGAAUCCGCCCACAAACCAUACCAUGUUGCUGAUGAAGAAAGUACCUACAACAGACCAGGUUACCAAAGAUUGAACCAACUCCGCUCCAGAAAAUCUCAUGGACAAUACCACCUCGACCAAAGCAAACAAGAAUUAGAUCAACCAUCUUCCGCCAUGUCUUUCUACUCCAGCGGAUACCACGGCAAAUCCAUCAAAUACUCCGACAAAAUCAACAUUGCCGAAGAAGCUAAGAAAUUGGCACAAGAAAUUGGACAAGAUCUCCAACACCCCAAUGAACUCCCCAAGACCAGCUGGUUUAUCAAAUCCAAUCCAAUCCAACUCCCCAAGAGGGUCACCAUCUCUAAAUUCGUCAUCUUGGUUCGUCUUUCCAGACAAAUGAACAGAGAAGAAAUGUAUAAGGUUGCUGAAGAACUCUACACCAAAGAACACAGCGGACAAAAAAGUUCACAGAGCUGGAAAGCUCUCCGUGUCGCCAUCGUUCAAUCUGGUAACGGACCCGCCCUUCUCACCAUCCAUCAAUAUGCUCAACUUGUCUCAAGAAUGGCCGUAGCUGCUCGCCACCCAACCGCCAAAUACCUCAGAACCUUCCAAAAAUUGGCCGAAGAAUCCGUCGAACGUCAACAACACACUCUUAAUAACACCUCUGUGGUCGCAUACGCUGAUUUGUUACACAAAGUUUGCGUCGACAAAGAAAGAUCUUACCAACAAUAUCCUUUCCAUGCUUACGGAAGCUUCUACACCAAUGAAUGCCAAACCAUCGCCCAAGAAUACAUCAGGUAUUUGGAACAACGCCUCCACAAAGCGGUCGCUCACUCCGAAAGCCAAGACAUUCUCAUCUUCUCCAUCGCUCUCGGCCGUGUUGGACACAGAGACAUCUACAGGGCUUUAGAAAAAUACAUUAGACAAACCCCGGAGAAACGCCAUCAACUUCCAGAAGAACAACGUGUUACCGAAUUCCAAAGAUUCGUUAUGGUUAGCGCUUUGAGAAGAUUCGCCGAAAUGUACCCUGAAGCCGCAAGAGAUCUUUUGAAGAGCCUCUACUUCAGCUCCUCCGAACAACAAGAAGUUCGCGCAUUAGCCGCUUACCUUAUGGCUUACACCGAACCCGAAGUCUCCAUCUUAGCUGCCAUGGCUCAAAACACCCACAUCGACAACGACGAAUACGUCAACUCAGCCGUUCAAUCCACCAUCCGCAAACUUGUCGAUAUGGAGUACGAACCAGCCAUCCAAGCCGAAAGGUUCUUAAACGACGAAGAAUAUGGCGCGGAAUACCCACAAAACGGAAUCCACAGAUACGUUCAACAGUCGAUACACCACCUCUCUUUUAUACACCCUGGUGAUGCCGAAUUCACCUUGGGAGCUUACGAUUUCUUGGCCUCCAGCUUACAAGAAAUCCUCGAACAAGUUGAACAACAAACUGAAUUCCACCAAGAUCAAGUCCACAAGAAGCAAUCCCAAAGCAGAGAUGAAGUUCACUCUAACAACAAGAUCUACGAAGUUUUAGGAAUUAACAUCGAAGGACGUGAACAAUUGGAAGGUUUGAUUCAUGUCAGACUUGCCAACGUUUUCCGUCACUUCCCAGUCAAUAACUACACCGUUGACAGCAUCACUGAAGUCGCCCGUCACUGGCAAGAAGAAUUGAGGAAGGGUCAAAAAUUCAGCCUCUCCAAAUGGACCAUCAACCACGAAGCCACUCCAACUGAAUUGGGUCUCCCAUACUCUUUGACCGCCGCCAUCCCAAGCCUUUUGAGUUUGGACGGAAAGAUUCAAGCUGAAACUGCACCAGAAUUCUGCAAUGGAAAAACCUUUCGCGCACCAAAACACAUCAAGGCUAACGCUGAAGUACGUGCCCUCUACGGUAGCACCCUCCCAUACUGUGCUAACCAUGAUAUCUUGUCUAUUCAACCAGUUGAAACCACUCAAGGUUACACCGUCUUGCAUGAACAAAAACUACAAGCGCAAGUCUUAGAUAUCGGAAGAAAACACACUGGCAUGCAAUUCCAACUCCGUUAUGAAACCGACCAAGAACGCUUCAACUUGAACAGAUUCCUCCACCGUGUUCAACGCAGAGGAUCCGUCGAAAGCGCCAUGCAUCUCUUAUUCAACGAUGAAAUCAAAUACUCCAAAACCGAAUUGUGCUUACAAGAAAUCCUCGAACAAGUUGAACAACAAACUGAAUUCCACCAAGAUCAAGUCCACAAGAAGCAAUCCCAAAGCAGAGAUGAAGUUCACUCUAACAACAAGAUCUACGAAGUUUUAGGAAUUAACAUCGAAGGACGUGAACAAUUGGAAGGUUUGAUUCAUGUCAGACUUGCCAACGUUUUCCGUCACUUCCCAGUCAAUAACUACACCGUUGACAGCAUCACUGAAGUCGCCCGUCACUGGCAAGAAGAAUUGAGGAAGGGUCAAAAAUUCAGCCUCUCCAAAUGGACCAUCAACCACGAAGCCGUUUUAUCUGCUCCAACCGAAUUGGGUCUCCCAUACUCUUUGACCGCCGCCACCCCAAGCCUUUUGAGUUUGGACGGAAAGAUUCAAGCUGAAACUGCACCAGAAUUCUGCAAUGGAAAAACCUUUCGCGCACCAAAACACAUCAAGGCUAACGCUGAAGUACGUGCCCUCUACGGUAACGAAAUGCAAGGCAGCAUCCGUUUCUACACUCCAUUCGAACACCACGACUACGUUAGUGGAUACAACAAGAAAAUGCAAGUUCAUGUACCAGUUUCCGCUAAAGUUGAAGUUGAUCUUAAGGACAACAAAAUCUUCACCGACAUCAAACCCUUGGAAGCUGAACAAGACAUCAAAAUCUUCCAUCACAGCACCCACCCAUACUGCGCUAACCAUGAUAUCUUGUCUAUUCAACCAGUUGAAACCCACCAAGGUUACACCGUCUUGCAUGAACAAAAACCACAAGCGCAAGUCUUAGAUUUCGGAAGAAAACACACUGGCAUGCAAUUCCAACUCCGUUAUGAAACCGACCAAGAACGCUUCAACUUGAACAGAUUCCUCCACCGUGUUCAACGCAGAGGAGCCGUCGAAAGCGCCAUGCAUCUCUUAUUCAACGAUGAAAUCAAAUACUCCAAAACCGAAUUGUGGUACAGAGGCAGCGAAUGUGCUAACCGCGAAGUAAAAAUGCAAAUUAGAUACGGUCAAAGACACCAUGAUAAACAAGGAUCCGCUCCAUCAAUCGAAGACAUCUUGAACCUUCCAUCCGAACAACAAAGCCGCCUCCAACAAGCUAUGGAAAAAGCUGGCGCUGGCAUCCACAGUGUCCACGUUAUGGCUGGUGAUAUCCAAAUCCAAUUCGUUGGUCAACAAGAAGCUACCAUCCACGCUGGUGUCGCUGACGCCAGAGGACCAGUAGACAAACACUCCCGUGUCAUUGCCUACGUUCACGCCGAAUCCAAGCAUGCCGAAAGCAAACCAUGGCACCUUGCUCUCCUUCACAACGGUGAAUCACCAAACACCAACGGAUUAGAUUACGAAUACGCUCUCAAGAUGAACCCUAAGGUCAAAGCUCACACCAAGCUUUCUCUUGGACCUAAAGGUGAACAAAGCCGCUUUGAAAUUGAUGCUGAAUUCCAAAAAUCGCACGAACGUGUUGAACAUUUGCAAAAGCAACCUGAACAUCAUAGAUGUCUUGAAGAAAUUAAAGAAGGCAAUCGCAUCAUGCCAUCUUGCGCUAACAUGACCGCCCGAGCCAAUCUUCUUGACGAUAUCUCCAUCAGAAUCAAACAUGAAGGUCUUUCCCAACAUUGCAGGCAUAUCAUCCAACAAAUCGCAUCUCUCGUCCGUCCAUGCAGAGCCAUCGAAUGCGAUUUCGAGCAACAUCGCGAACAAGAAGAUAGAGAAAUCAGAAUCAACGUUCGUUUCACUCCAAACUUAGAGCACGCCAACUACACUCUCGAUGGAACCUUAGCUAGCAGAUUCAGACAAUCCUGCGAACGCAUCCCAGUUAACGGAUGGCAAAGACAACUCUUCGUUCUUCACCCAGUUUUCCCAGUCACUACCAGAUUAUCUGCCGAAGCUUUCAGUAUCGACACCUACAGACCAAUUUGUGUUGUCGACAAAACCAGGGCUGCUACCUUUGACGGAAAAGAAUACGACGCUGAAUUAUCCGAGAGCUGGGCAGUUAUGCUUCAUUACCUCCCACAAUUCUCCAACCAAAGCCAUCACUCCGAUUUGAAAUACCGCAAACAACACCAAAUCCGCGAACACGCAGUGUUGGUCCGCCAAGAAAACCAAGGCAAAGCUGUUAAGAUCACUCUUCGCUCCCCUAGCACCGAACAAAAAUUAGUUGAAGUUGAAAUGAGACCAACUGGUCAAUCCAGCCCCAAGGUCAAGGUCCUCGUUGACAAAAAGGAAGUUCAUUGCACCGAACAACAAUCUCAAGAUUUCUACAACAGAGCAAUCAGAGUUUACGCACUCCCCAACGAUGAAGUUAAAGUUGAAGUCAGCGGAAGAUAUUACGUCAUCGCCGAUGGCAAACGCGUCAAACUUACUGCCACAUCUUCCCUCUUCGCCAACUCCACCAAAGGUCUUUGCGGAAACUUCAACGGAAUGGAAUCAGAUGAUUUCCUCCUUCCCAACGGAGAAGUCAGUGUUGAAAAACCACAAAGCUUUGUAGCCGCUUACACCAUUGGAUCUCACCAAAACCAACAACAACACGUCCAAAGAGAAAAUUGUUACGUCAGAAUCCCAACCUUUGAAAGGAUCCAAGAAUUAAGCCAACAACAAGUUGAUGAACACGAAUCUUCCUCUUGCACCGGACACCGCACUCUUUAUUUCAGAAAGAACAACAAAGAUUGUUUCACCGUCCGUGCUUACCCAGCUUGCAAACCAGGAUGCCACCCACAAGAAGAAGUCAGCAAGAAGGUCGAUAUCAUCUGUUUAGAUGAAAGCUCUGCCACCCAACAAUGGAGACGCAAAGCUGAAGCCGGUGAUUACUUAAACUUCCAACAUCGUCAACCAAACGAUCACAUGGAAACCAAAAUCCACAGUCAUUGUCAACAAUAAGAGGAGUUAAAAAUGAU
This is a messenger RNA of Onthophagus taurus, 5321 nucleotides long. Lineage: Eukaryota; Metazoa; Arthropoda; Insecta; Coleoptera; Scarabaeidae. The record is from RefSeq and is a predicted model, not a curated record.